AUGGGGAAGUCGAAGAGCAAGGGCGCCAAGUUCGCCGCCGUCAAGAAGAUCAUCAGCAAGAAGACCAUCAAGAACCGGUCGGUCAGGUACAAGGAGGAGGUGCUGGACCCCCGGAAGAAGGACACCGAGAAGGAGAAGCUCGGCCGGAAUGUGCCGCAGGUGUCGUCGGCGCUCUUCUUCAGCUACAACAUGGCGCUCGGGCCGCCCUACCGGGUUAUUGUUGACACCAACUUCAUCAAUUUCUCCAUCCAGAACAAGUUGGAUUUGGAGAAAGGAAUGAUGGACUGCCUUUAUGCAAAAUGUACCCCCUGCAUCACUGAUUGUGUUAUGGCCGAGCUUGAAAAGUUAGGACAAAAAUAUCGUGUGGCUUUGAGAAUUGCUAAGGAUCCUAGGUUCCAGAGGCUGGCGUGCACACACAAAGGAACUUAUGCUGAUGACUGUAUCGUUGAGAGAAUUACUCAGCACAAAUGCUACAUUGUUGCCACUUGCGAUAGAGAUUUAAAGAGGAGAAUAAGAAAGGUUCCUGGUGUUCCAAUCAUGUAUAUCACCCAACACAGGUACUCAAUAGAACGACUCCCUGAAGCCACAAUUGGUGGAGCACCAAGAAUCUAA
Molecule: messenger RNA, 612 nt
Organism: Triticum turgidum subsp. durum (durum wheat)
Lineage: Eukaryota; Viridiplantae; Streptophyta; Magnoliopsida; Poales; Poaceae
Source: the annotation of a GenBank genome assembly